CUUCCCACUGGCUAGGUCAUUGUGGGUGAAAUCCACCUCUGUGUAGAGGGACAGCACAACGUCCAUGCACCACAACCUCAACUUGUGUGACUACGGGAACUCAACCAUAUUAAGGUGGGCACAAAUGUAGAACCAUGACUCCCUUUUUAGACACAGGGCCCAAUCCUGUGAGGUGUGGUUUGCCCUCCCCUCCCAUUGAUUUCAGGGAGAAUUAAGCUUGCUCAGCACAUCUUGCAGGUUUGAGCUCUCACAUGGAAGAAGCAGUCUUCCCCUCGAAUGGGGCACUCGGCCACAGAAUCACAAAUACCCAGUUGUUUCACAAACAGUGAACACGAGCUGGGAGAGCUAGGAGGGAAGGUUAUAUGUUAAAGAUGGCUUCCCCUUAUGGAAAGUUCAGGAAUUGCCCGUGUAAUUAAACUUUAUUUUUGACUCGCAAUCUGAGACCUACUCACUAAUUACCUAUAUUGCAAGGAUUUCUCUGGUAUGUUACCAGGGAAAGGAAGUCAAAUGUCUGAUAGACAACACUUCCUCAUUUUGGAUGUGUCUGUCAUCCUGCUAAGACGUACCGAUGAGGCUGCUCGUAGACACAGUUUCUCCUCUGUACGUUCACACCCUCCUCUGCUCUGGUCAUGGCUGGAGAUACAGUUUAUGCUGAUUUAAACACUGCUGGAGCCUCUUCAAGACCACCACAUCCAUCUCAGCACCGCAGUCUCCCUCAGUGCCCACAUUGGCAUCGGAUCGCUCUCGGAGUUGGAUGGGCUGGGAAUGUCAUCCUGGCGGGAGCUGUGAUUGUGCUGGGCGUCUGGGUAAUCAAAGGAUCCCGCCUGGAGGAUUUCCGAUCUCAACUGAAACAAAUGCUUUGUGUUUCAUCACACAGCAACUCAACAGAGGGUGCCGAGUGCAAAUUCUGCCCCAGGGAUUGGUUGUUGCAUAGAAGGAAGUGCUAUUGGGUCUCUAAAGAAUUUAAAAACUGGAAGAAGAGCUUUGAAGACUGCACAGUGAAGACGUCUCAAAUGCUCGUGAUCCAGGACCAGGACGAGAUGGAUUUCAUACGGGAUGUUACAAGUGGUGUAAAUCCUGUUUGGAUUGGACUUAAUGUUGCAUCCCCUGAGAGGAGCUGGAUGUGGGUGGACGGCUCCCUAGUCAAUCAAACACUGUUCCCAAUAAAUGGCCUUGCUGAACAGAACAGUUGUGGGGUGAUGAAGAAGGGACAGAUUCGUUCUGAUAUCUGUGGUGCUGAAUUCAAAUGGGUUUGCCAGAAAGAAGCCUUUCAGAUAUAAACAGGGUCUUUAAGUAUGUGUAUUGAUGGAACUGAAGUCGAAAGCAUCCGCCGUGAUAAUUUGUAACGUGAUUAUUUUAAAUGGUUCUGUGUUUAAUCAUUUUAAUUCUCAGGGUCUGUAACUUUACAAAUCGGUUUUCAAAACAGGGUCUAUUCCUCUAUUUCUUGGUUUUAAGAGAAGCUGUUACGAAACCCUGAAAAGCCAGCAAUUUUCUGCUUAUCUUGAUCUUAAUCAUAUUUUCAGGUGUGAACAACUGUUUCAAAACUGAUAGCAGAGGCAGGUUGGGACACCCAAGUGCUGUUUUGGUUCGUUUGACAAACGUAAGUGUUUGAGAACUCUUGCACAUGGGCCAAAUUUUUAGAACUAGCCUCUAAAUCUGUGUGCCCAAAGUCUACUAUUUCGUUCCUCAGGUCUCGUAGUUGCGUGUCCCGCUGACCACUUUGGUGAACAAAUGCCGUUUAUUUACCCAAAUCUGAGAUUCUGUGCUACCGAAAAGAAAUUGGGUGGGCAAGUUUAGAGGCAAUAUUCUCUGAAAAUUUGGUCCCAAGGCUUUGAGGUACGAUGGAAUCCAUACAGAGUGAGAUUUUCAAAGGCAGGUAGGGCAGUUAGGCACCCAAUUCUGAUUGAAAGUCAGUGUGCUUCGAAAAUCUCUAAGACCACAGUGUUCCUCUGGAUAUUAUGGGCAAAGUUUGCAACUUAGCCUUUAAGAUGCUCUGGAAGGGGUGGGGUGGGAAUCCAUCCCCACCUUUUUCUUUAAUUUGCUUCUCCGUGAUGAAGGCCCAAAAGGUGGGUGUGUUUGAUUUUUUUAAAACUGUUUAUUUAGGAAGCUUUAACAAGCUUACAAAUCCUUGCCAUGUAACUAUCAGAAACAAAGCAAUCAUUACGACAGUUAGCUUUUGUUUACAGGGACUUUACAGAGGAAUAUAGUCAUCAGAUCUUUCUAUUUAACAGGGUGAUACCAUAUAUCUUUACACCGAUUGUAUUUCUAGUGAUUUUAUUAAAUUGAGUUACUACAGAGAAUUCUUUCCUGGGUAUCUGGCUGGUGAAUCUUGCCCACAUGCUCAGGGUUUAGCUGAUCGCCAUAUUUGCGAUCGGGAAGGAAUUUUCCUCCAGGGCAGAUUGGAAGAGGCCCUGGGGGUUUUUCGCUUUCCUCUGUAGCGUGGGGCACGGGUCACUUGCUGGAGGAUUCUCUGCACCUUGAAGUCUUUAAACCAUGAUUUGAGGACUUCAAUAGCUCAGACAUAGGUGAGAGGUUUAUUGCAGGAGUGGGUGGGUGAGAUUCGGUGGCCUCCAUUGUGCAGGAGGUCAGACUAGAUGAUCAUAAUGGUCCCUUCUGACCUUUAAUAUCUAUGAAAGCUCUGUAUAUGUGAGACAUAUUUAACAAACCUGUCAUGUCUGCCAAAUGUUAGUAUUCAAAAAGAAGUUGGGCAUAUGUGCUGGCUUUUUUGUGGGUGAAUGUAUUUUUCUGAGUACUGAAUAAAAGGUAACCACAUA
Molecule: messenger RNA, 2774 nt
Organism: Chelonia mydas (Green sea turtle)
Lineage: Eukaryota; Metazoa; Chordata; Testudines; Cheloniidae
Product: killer cell lectin-like receptor subfamily B member 1B allele C
Exons: 6
Coding region: 630-1280 (216 amino acids)
Source: RefSeq, a predicted model, not a curated record